Aspergillus tubingensis is the source of this 1332-nucleotide messenger RNA. RefSeq names its product transferase family protein. The coding region runs from base 1 to 1332 and encodes 443 amino acids. NCBI's taxonomy places the organism in Eukaryota, Fungi, Ascomycota, Eurotiomycetes, Eurotiales, Aspergillaceae. The record is from RefSeq and is a predicted model, not a curated record. The transcript has a single exon. Gene Ontology annotation, biological process: secondary metabolite biosynthetic process. Gene Ontology annotation, molecular function: acyltransferase activity, transferring groups other than amino-acyl groups.
AUGUAUGAAUUGUCAGAUCUUGACAAAGGAGGCUUCACCAAGACUGUGAAAGCCGUCCUCUUCUAUGAUCUCCAUGCCACUGUUGACACAGAGAGUGUGGUUUCCUCCUUAUUGGAGGGAGUAAAGCACACAACUCGCCAGCUACCAUUCAUGGCAGGUCUUCUUGAAUUCAACAAAUCCGGAAGGCUUUGCAUCGUGACCUCCCCUGACAGCGCGGUGGAAGUCAGCGUACGCCGAUACACAGGCACCGAGUGCAAGCCCUUCCAUGUCUUGGCCCAGGACUCGUUUUCUCCCAGAAAGCUCGAUCUGACUCAAUUUCUACCGAAAGAUCCAAUCGCGAAGCACCCGGUAUGCCUAAUGCAAAUCAAUCUCAUUGAAGGGGGCCUGACCGUAGGGUUUCGAGUGGACCACGCAGCCGGGGACUGGGUAUCUCUCAGCACUUUCAUCUCGCUCGUCUGUCAAAGCAGCAAGGCACAUCAGGAAGGCCUGGACAUGCCCACCUACACUCCAGACCUCAAAAGAGAUCCUUAUAAUGCUCCCGCCCUGGACUCCACGAUCUCGCUACAAGAUCGACUCGCUCAACUCCCCCUGUUCCACAUCAUCGAGAAAACCAAGUUCCAAUUCAAGCCACCACCCCCAACCCGCGCCGGCAUCUACCGCAUCACAGAACCCACCAUUCAGCAGCUCAAAGCUCGAUGCGCCCCAUAUCUGGACCAGGUCGAGUACAUAACAUCCUACGACUGCAUUUCCGCCCUCCUAUGGAGGGCACUCACCCGGGCCCGCCUACACAUUCACCCCGACCAAGCCAACGCCCCAUCCCGCUUCGUCCACCCCAUCGACGUCCGAUCCCGCGACCCAGAGCACAAAUCAUCUCUCCAGUAUUUCGGCAACGCCGUAAUAGGUACCCUGGCUGGACCAGUGUCUGCCACCACCCUCAUCUCCGAAGGGGACCGCGGCCUUGCCGCAACAGCCACCAAGAUCCGCCAAUCCAUCCACGCCGUUGACAUAUCGAAGAUUGGACAUCUCACAGCACUGCAGACCUCACUCGCGGACACCGAGAUGCUUAUUCCGAACGCGGACUUUGCAGGCAUGGAUUUUUUCAUGAACACCUGGCAUGCAGGGAGCGCAGCCAAGUAUGAUUUGGGAGCGGCGACAAGGCCCGUGGCGUUUCGGGUGCAGGCGGGGGUGCCGGGGGCGUGCGCGAUAAUAUUGCCGGAUAUCUCCAGGAGUGAUACGAGGGUGUUUGAGGUUUUCGUGCAAGCGCCGGAGAAGGAGUAUGAGGCUUUGGUGAGGGAUGCGGAGUUUUUGAAGUAUUUCGAGCAGGUUGCAUGA